UUAUGCAUACACGAUUUUAGUGGUAAGAUGAUGUGCACUUCGUUUCGAGGUUGCACUGUCAAAGAACCGCAUGAUCUGAUCGCGGAGCUGAAACCCGCUCAUCACCCGCGUCUGUACGGCUCCGCCGGCUGCGAGACAUGGAGCGUCCGCUUCUCCCCGGACGGAUCUUCUUUUGCCUGGUCGAUGGGAUACGGCAUCGUCAAACUGCUCUCCUGGCCGCUGACAUCCGAAGAUAGUGCCGAAGCUGUAUGCAUUGAAGAGAAGACACUUAACUGCAGGCAGACGGUGUGGGCACUGGCGUUUGGUCCCUGCCUGUCUACCCAAGUGGAUGCUUCACAUCAAAACGGACAUUAUCAUGAGCUACUGCUGGCCAUUGGUCUGAACAACGGCGUGAUCCAAGUGUGGGUCGUCUCAACUGGAAAUCUGCGGUUUACUCUAACCGGACAUCAGGCUCCUGUCAGGGAUUUAGUCUUCACUCCAAAUGGAAGUCUCACGCUUGUAUCGGCCUCCCGAGAUAAAACUUUAAGGAUAUGGGACUUGGCGAAGAAAGGCACCAGUCCCCAUGUGCUGCGGGGUCCAAACUGCUGGGUCUUCAGAUGUUCCAUAUCACCUGACAGCAGUGUGAUCACCUCUAUUUGCAGCCAUGACUCUACGAGAUGGCUUUUUCACUCGCGUUCGGGCCCCCUCUCCCUCGUCAGGCCCUUAGAAUCGAUGUUAAUUGAUGGACUGGCGUCGUGUGGAUUACUCGGAAACUGUGAGCUGUGUGCUUACAGAAGUGACAGUCUACUGACAUCUCUUAGCUUCUCUCCGGUUGGUCUGCUGCUGGCUUUCAAAGACUACAGGGCGUUACGGAUCUGUGAUAUGGAACAAGAUAAACUAGUCGCAGACACUGAUCACAACCGAGCCAGUGGCGUGUGCUGUGCUUUCCAUCCACAUGGGGGCGUCAUUGCUACAGGGUGCAGAGAUGGACAUGUAAAAUUCUGGAGAGUUCCUCAUCUCGUUCCGAGCCUUAAGCAUCUGUGCCGGAUCGCCCUGAGAUUCUCCAUUUCAACCUAUCAGGUGGAGGCUCUUCCCUUGCCGAAAAAAAUCCUGGAAUACCUUACUUACAGGGACGUUCCAAAGCAAAAGAUCGUAUAUUGUGAAGAACACUGCAGAUGAAAAUAAGUAAUGUUUGUGGGUCAAACUUUGCUUUAAAUGUUGCAUAAUUUUCUAGGAUGCCUAAUUCCCCCAGACGGUUAUGCUUUCAAAACAAAGACUUGAAAUAUUUAUUUAAAGAC
Sinocyclocheilus rhinocerous is the source of this 1277-nucleotide messenger RNA. Its product is annotated as WD repeat and SOCS box-containing protein 2. NCBI's taxonomy places the organism in Eukaryota, Metazoa, Chordata, Actinopteri, Cypriniformes, Cyprinidae. The record is from RefSeq and is a predicted model, not a curated record. Bases 28 to 1158 code for a protein of 376 amino acids. Gene Ontology annotation, molecular function: protein binding. The transcript is spliced from 10 exons. Gene Ontology annotation, biological process: protein polyubiquitination; intracellular signal transduction.